Acanthoscelides obtectus is the source of this 1173-nucleotide messenger RNA. NCBI's taxonomy places the organism in Eukaryota, Metazoa, Arthropoda, Insecta, Coleoptera, Chrysomelidae. The record is from the annotation of a GenBank genome assembly.
AUGCUUAUUUGGAAAAGACUAAACGUGGACCUGCGGCUGAAAUUCCUCAAAUUGAAGUUCCCAGGAAUCAUAGGAAUCCAUGGGACGAUAACGUUGAAGAAUUUAGAAAAUAACCUAGGAAUAAAAAGGGGAUUAAUAAACGGCUUAGGUUCAAUUUUCAAAGCAAUCACAGGAAACCUGGAUGCUUCAGAUGGUGAAAAAUUCGAAUCUCUAAUAAGCGAUUUGCAGAAUAAUCAAAACAAGUUAUCAGAAGCUAUCAAUAGUCAGAAUACCUUAUCUGUCGAACUUAUCGAUAAUUUCAAUAAAGCUAUAAAUCAAAUUACUCAUAACCAAAAGCUAUUGGAAGCUAAAAUAAAUCAGCUUUCAAUAGAUAUGAUCAACACACAAGCCUACAUAGAAAAUGGCAUUUUCUUGAGAGAUACAAUCUCAGAGAUCAUUAAUAUCUAUCAUAUCAUCAUUUCGAUGUCAAGCAGAACUAAAAGGAUUCUGGCCGCUGCUUUGGAAACGGAUAUAAAUACCCAGGUUUUAGAAGAAGCGCUUUCACAUUCAAUCGUUUUUACAAAUGAAGAUAUUACUGAAAAUGUGACUAAUGACGGACUUUCGAAAGGGAUUUCUGAAACUGGCUCUGUUCUCGCACUAACGUUGAGUUACGAUGAUAUGAAUGUAGAUAUUAUAGACGCAUUGGCGAGAACAACAUUUCCCAACUACGUUAUGCUGACAUAUAGUAGCUUACCAAUCUGUUUCAAAGAUGAUUUGAAGGGCAUUUUGGAAAACCUGCAAACAUCAAGUGAACUUUUGGAUGGAGAAAUGAAUGCAGCAGCUGGAAGACAAGACCAAUCUGUCCCAAAGGAUGCUGAUCCGGAUCAUGAAAUGGAAAAAGAAAAUCAACCUGACGAACCUGAUCCAGACUUUAUUGUUACUGAAGACGAAAAUUGUACCGCUGGACAAGAACCUGCACGACAGAAGAAACCCAAGAGAAAAAGGAAACCUGAAAAUAUUCAUUGGACUAGGGAAAAGAUAAAAUGUAACAGAAUGCAAGGCAAGGAUUAUCUAGGAUACAGUCGAAGCAAAUCUGGUCAAGUACUACAGAAUAGCGAAAGACAAUGCAGAAGUUUAGGUCCAGCCUGCUCCUCCAUGAAGUGCUUGAAAUACGUACAAAAACAGACACUGUAA